Mizuhopecten yessoensis (Yesso scallop) is the source of this 1928-nucleotide messenger RNA. Its product is annotated as galactoside 2-alpha-L-fucosyltransferase 2-like. Lineage: Eukaryota; Metazoa; Mollusca; Bivalvia; Pectinida; Pectinidae. Gene Ontology annotation, cellular component: membrane. The coding region runs from base 174 to 1571 and encodes 465 amino acids. The transcript is spliced from 3 exons. Gene Ontology annotation, biological process: carbohydrate metabolic process. The record is from RefSeq and is a predicted model, not a curated record. Gene Ontology annotation, molecular function: galactoside 2-alpha-L-fucosyltransferase activity.
AAUACAGUACGGAGUACAUAAUUAAUGGUAUUGAUCACACGGUACAGAACAAUUCAGUGUGUGGACAUUAGCUGUAAAUCAUAAAGAUAAAUCAAAAUUUGAAUUUCAACUUGGAUAUAUAUAAAUAUAUAUUUCAGUGACGGAUUAUACCUGACAACUUUUACGAUCGCAGAAUGAAAUUCAAGCAAGCAACGAAAAAAGUGGACAAGAACAGAAAGAAAGUGAGGAUUAAGGAAUAUGACAUGGACAGUUCAGGACGACGAUCAACAUUACCAAUAAGCAGUACUUCCGCUGUAGCACUCGUGCUCAUCGUCGGGUUUUCAUUUGGAUUUAUCAUAGCUAGUUAUACAGGUUCCUCCUUAACGACUGUUGAUAUGAAGAGUGAACCCCGCCCAAUGGAGAUCGAACUAUCCAAUGACGAUAACUUAAUCCAACCAGAGGAAGGCCGAAGUAAUACAAAUAGCAAAGGAUUGGACUCGAAUAGCAUUCCACUCGCUGAUAAAAUUCCUGCCAAUAGCGGAAAUAACGUCAGUAACAGAACUCAAUCACCGGAAGCGAAAUCUACUGCGCAUCCAACGGUCGAAGGACUGUCCAGAUCGCAACAUCCGCCUCCUGGAAGUAAAGAAUCGUUCAAAAUUGAAAAUUUACGACGAAAAAUUCCAGCGUCUGAGGUUGGUAUUGCUAUAAGAAAAGACAUGAAAAGAUAUAUUUGUAAUGGCUACGGUCCAAGACUAGGAAAUCUCAUGUUCCUGUACGCCACAUGUUAUGGUACCGCGUACGAUUUCAGCAUGACACUCGCCCUUAACAACGGAGACUAUAUAUAUGGUCCCUUUGAGGGGAUUCCUAAACCCAAACAGCCAAAAUCGCGAUAUUGCAGAGGAGGCCAGAGGUCUUUUAACGAAGUCAAACCAAGAUUUUAUAAGAGAUUUAACAUUCAGAAGACAGAUAAGUAUGUAAAAUUAAACGGAUAUUUGCAAUCUUGGAAGUACUUUGCAAAUUCUUUUGAUGAUUUGAAGCAGCAAUUUACGUGGAGAAAGAGCAUACGGGAAGCAGUUGUGAAUAUUAUCCAACGUUUGGUCAAAACUAGUUAUCCUAAAGACGACUUUAAUUCUGUAACCACCGUCGGAAUACAUAUAAGGAGAGGGGACUACGUACAUGAACAUCGACCAAUGGCGGAUAAGCCCUAUAUAGAGAGUGCUAAACAAUAUUUCUUGAGCCGAUACCCUAAAGUUUUAUUUAUUGUUACCACUAACCCUGAAUCCGAAGCUCGAACCUGGUGUACGACAAAUGUUAUUAAUGGUACGGGGAAGACAGUGUUUUCUGGAGCGAAAAAUGACCGCUAUGUUGACAUGGCGCUCUUGUCAAUGACUAAUCACGUGAUAAUAUCUACUGGAACAUAUGGGUGGUGGGCGGGCUUUCUCAGUAACGGAACAGUCAUACAUUACGAUUGGAUUCCGAAGAACCACUAUAAAUUCAAUAGGGAGGAUUAUAUUCUGCCGUACUGGAUUGGAAUUAAAGCAACAAAAAUUGAUUGGAGCAACUCCCAAUUUAGGACAAUCAAACCACUAUAAUUUCUACACACGGAGAAGGAUAAUGUUAUUUUUGCGAUAUUAAGAGUUAAGUGAGAUUCGAUUUGUGAUACGUUCUUUGAAUGGUUAAUUUGCUGUGCUCAUACAUGUAGAUAUAUUUACAUCAUUGCCAGCGGAAAUGCAUUUCAUUUGAGUAUGAAAGCAAAAACUCUCGUGAAGUAACACGUGGUUUAAUUAUGAUGACAUGGAUUAACCUUGCUCAAUGAAAGUCUUCGUUUCGCAAAACAUGGAGAAUGCCCCUGCGUCAAACACUCAAAUGACUACGGUUAAUUAUUGGCGCCAAUUUUAUUUAAACAGGACUGUUCCGCCGAUCUCUUUUUAAGGACGACCCAUAUACAA